Messenger RNA from Sphaerodactylus townsendi, 960 nucleotides. RefSeq names its product olfactory receptor 1019-like. The record is from RefSeq and is a predicted model, not a curated record. Lineage: Eukaryota; Metazoa; Chordata; Lepidosauria; Squamata; Sphaerodactylidae. The transcript has a single exon. Gene Ontology annotation, biological process: G protein-coupled receptor signaling pathway; sensory perception of smell. The coding region runs from base 1 to 960 and encodes 319 amino acids. Gene Ontology annotation, cellular component: membrane. Gene Ontology annotation, molecular function: odorant binding; olfactory receptor activity; G protein-coupled receptor activity.
AUGAAUGAAGGAAACUACUCCUCUGUAAAUGAAUUUAUUCUUUUGGGACUCACAGAUAAUCCCAAAAUGCAGCUGCCUCUUUUUGCAUUGUUCCUGCUGGUUUAUAUCAUUAUUGUAAUAGGGAAUGUGGGGAUGAUUUUGUUAAUCUGCACUGUUCCCCAGCUUCACAACCCCAUGUACUUUUUCCUGGGUAAUUUAUCUGUUGUUGACCUCUGCUACUCUACAGUCACUGCCCCCAAAAUGCUGGCUGAUUUCUUAGCUGACAGUAAAAGGAUAUCAUAUAAUGCCUGUGCUUUACAGCUAUAUUUAUUUGCAUUUUUUGCAGAUGUAGAAUGUGCAUUGUUGGCUGUGAUGGCCUAUGAUCGAUACGUGGCUAUCUGCAAUCCAUUGCUCUAUACAGUCAUUAUGUCAAAUAAGGUCUGCAAAAGGCUAAUGGCUGUAGCAUAUAUUAUAGGCACGGUAGAUUCAAUUGCAUACACCUGCUCUAUAUUCCAGCUUUCAUUCUGCAGCUCCAACAUCAUCAACCAUUUCUUCUGUGACAUGCCUCCCCUCUUUGAGCUCUCGUGUUCUGACACCUAUAUCAGUGAGAUUGUGGUGUUUAUCUUUGAUGGCUAUGUUGAAGCAGGUAGCCUCGGAAUUAUUCUUGUUUCCUAUAUUUAUAUCUUGACUACCAUUAUGAGAAUGCGAUCUGCAGAAGGUAGACAAAAAGCCUUUUCUACCUGCACCUCCCACUUGACAAUUGUCAGGAUGUUCCAUGGGACAGCACUCUUCAUGUAUCUUCAACCCAGCUCUAGCCACUCAAUGGAAGAAGACAAAUGGAUCUCAUUAUUCUAUGCUGUAAUAAUCCCUAUGCUAAACCCCCUGAUCUACAGUCUCAGGAACAAAGAUGUAAAACAUGCCCUAACAAGAGCCCUUCGUAAGAUAGGGCUUCUGAAAAGGAAUGAUACUGUUUCAAAAUAG